UGGCAGCGGCGGUGGUUGGCGAGCGGAGGACGCUUCCUUUCCGGCGGGGUAAUAUAGUUUUAAGAAACUCUUGAUUGAAUGAGGAGUCCAUUGCUUCGGUAGCCUUUUUCUUCAAGAGUGGGUCUUUGAAUGAGGAUGACAAUGGAAGAGAUGAAGAAUGAAGCAGAGACCACUUCUAUGGUUUCCAUGCCUCUCUAUGCUGUUAUGUAUCCUGUCUUUAAUGAGCUAGAACGAGUAAAUCUAUCUGCAGCUCAGACAUUGCGAGCAGCUUUCAUUAAGGCUGAAAAGGAAAAUCCAGGUCUCACACAAGACAUCAUCAUAAAGAUUUUGGAGAAAAAAAGUGUUGAAGUUAAUUUUACUGAGUCUCUCCUUCGCAUGGCAGCUGAUGAUGUAGAAGAGUAUAUGAUCGAAAGGCCAGAGCCAGAAUUCCAAGACUUAAAUGAAAAGGCACGAGCACUUAAACAGAUUCUCAGUAAAAUUCCAGAUGAGAUCAAUGACAGAGUGAGGUUCCUUCAGACAAUCAAGGACAUCGCCAGUGCAAUAAAGGAACUUCUUGACACAGUAAAUAAUGUCUUCAAGAAAUAUCAAUACCAGAACCGGAGGGCACUUGAGCACCAAAAGAAAGAGUUUGUAAAAUACUCCAAAAGUUUCAGCGACACUUUGAAAACCUAUUUUAAAGAUGGAAAGGCAAUAAACGUGUUCAUAAGUGCCAACCGACUAAUUCAUCAAACCAACUUGAUACUCCAGACCUUCAAAACUGUGGCCUGAAAAAGAACUGUAUAUGUUGAGAGCUGUACUUUUCAAUGGUGGAUAGGAUACCUUUAUAUGUAAACUUUAAAGUUUUGACUGUAUAAAUUAUCAGUCCCCGUUGCAGGGACCUAAUGCAGGAUUUUGAAUGGGAUUUAUUGCCAUCUUACACCAUAUUUUUGUAAAAACAUUGUAGCUUAAUCAUAAUCUCACGAUGAAGAUUUUGCAUCACUUUUUUGCUAUUAUCAUUCUUUUCAGAAUUAUAAGCCAAAAGAAUUUACGCCUUAAUGUGUCAUUAUGUAACAUUCCUUAUAAGAAUUGUAAAUAUUUGGUGUUCUGUUUCUGACAUUUUAACUUGAAAGCGGAAAACUGCAAGAUUAUGUAUUUAACAAUAUUGGUGGCAAAUACUCAAUAAAUAGUUUACAUCUGUUA
Molecule: messenger RNA, 1179 nt
Organism: Elgaria multicarinata webbii
Lineage: Eukaryota; Metazoa; Chordata; Lepidosauria; Squamata; Anguidae
Gene: PDCD10
Product: programmed cell death 10
Exons: 8
Coding region: 130-768 (212 amino acids)
Biological process (GO): regulation of Golgi organization; positive regulation of MAP kinase activity
Cellular component (GO): FAR/SIP/STRIPAK complex
Molecular function (GO): protein kinase binding
Source: RefSeq, a predicted model, not a curated record